Messenger RNA from Protopolystoma xenopodis, 522 nucleotides. NCBI's taxonomy places the organism in Eukaryota, Metazoa, Platyhelminthes, Monogenea, Polystomatidea, Polystomatidae. The record is from the annotation of a GenBank genome assembly.
UUCUCGUCUUCAGUUCGUCCCGUCUACCAGGUGGAUGAUCUGCUAGCGAUAGCCCCUGUGGUAAAUAGUUGGGCACAGCGUCUUCGCCUCAAGAAACAUCAACCAAUCGGCACCGCGCAUAUCCGUACAAAUACCUAUUCCAAAACCAGCCAAACAAUGAUGACUAAGGAUAGUAGCCGCCCUACAAACAUAAAGGAAUCUCAGACUUUGCUUCAUAUGUUCCCAACCAUGCCGGCAAGUUCAAAAGUUCCAUCCCUUCCGCUGCCUUACCUUCGUCUGGCCCUUAUGCCUGACUAUCUAUCGUGCAGUACUUCUCUUCAGACCCUAGUCGAUCUGGCAGUGACAAUCAUGCAUCUUCCAGUUGAGAUAAUUUUAUACGAGGAUAAGGAUUCUACGGAGCAAACAGUGUGUAAAAGUGCCGAUGAGAGAACAUUCAUGCAGACCUCUUCAUUUCAGAACAACGCCAAAUCUGACAGGACGAGUGUACUUUGCUCUUUAUUUCAUAGCCCUCAUUCUAUUUAA